UGCUCUCCGUGCGCGCGCUCCAUCACCGCCGCUGACCCAUUUCGCCCCUCUUCGCAGGGCGUGCCAGUACUACUCCCCCCCUGAUCUCCUUCUCUUGCAUUUUCUGCUCUUUCAGUCUCAAUCCAUGCUUCUUCUUGGUAAACACGAUCGGGACGAUGCUGGGGUUUCGUCAUUCCUUAAGGUUUGUAGGGGUUCCGGAGUCUGUUUAGCUACACGUCUUACAGGGUGGCGUGGAGUGCUGUGUGAAACGACUGCGGGGACUGAGCAUCUACGACAAUGGCUGACCAGCGUUGCCCCAGCGUAGUGAGCAAGAUGGGAGGGACGUCAUACCUGGGAUCCAGGUUGGCACCUGGCCGCGCCAUGUACCCCGCGUCGGAGAUGAGCACUCCGUUCGCGGCCGCUGCCAAGCUGGGUGCGAUGCCCAGGCAGACGGGGCUGAGCUCCCUGUGCCCCAUCGACGUGACCGGCGGGAGGAACAUGUCGAGCCAGGUGUUCGUUCCGGCCGCGAACGAGAAGACGUUCGCGUCGUUCAUGACCGACUUUCUGAUGGGCGGUGUGUCGGCCGCGGUGUCGAAGACGGCCGCUGCGCCCAUCGAGCGCGUGAAGCUGCUGAUCCAGAACCAGGACGAGAUGCUGAAGUCGGGGCGUCUGUCGCACCCGUACAAGGGCAUCGGCGAGUGCUUCAGCCGAACGGUGAAGGACGAGGGAAUGAUGUCGUUGUGGCGUGGAAACACGGCGAAUGUGAUCAGAUACUUUCCGACGCAGGCACUGAACUUCGCGUUCAAGGACUACUUCAAGUCGCUGUUCGGGUACAAGAAGGACAAGGACGGGUAUUGGAAGUGGUUCGCGGGUAACUUGGCGUCGGGAGGUGCUGCGGGAGCGUCGUCUCUGCUGUUCGUGUACUCUCUGGACUACGCGCGUACCCGAUUGGCGAACGACGCGAAGUCGUCGAAGAAGGGAGGAGGCGAGAGGCAGUUCAACGGGCUGGUGGACGUGUACAAGAAGACGUUGGCGACGGACGGAAUCGCGGGGCUGUACAGAGGGUUCGCGAUCUCUUGCGCGGGUAUCAUCGUGUACAGGGGUCUGUACUUCGGAAUUUACGACUCGCUGAAGCCGGUGGUGUUGGUGGGCAACCUGGAGGGCAAUUUCUUGGCGAGUUUCUUGUUGGGAUGGGGAAUCACGAUCGGAGCGGGUCUGGCGUCGUACCCCAUCGACACGGUUCGGCGUAGGAUGAUGAUGACCUCCGGAGAGGCAGUGAAGUACAACGGGUCGAUGGACGCGUUCAAGCAGAUUUUGGCGAAGGAGGGAGCGAAGUCGUUGUUCAAGGGCGCUGGUGCGAACAUCCUUCGUGCGGUGGCUGGAGCCGGAGUGUUGUCGGGAUACGAUCAGUUGCAGAUCUUGCUUCUGGGCAAGGCCUACUCUGGAGGCAGCGGCUGAGUGCUUCGUAGCGGAUUAUGAAGAGAAUUUUGUUGCCCUGGUCUUCUUUGUGCUGGAAAUUUUAGAUGAAUGGAGACUUCGUAUUUGUCUGCAUUGAUGACGGUAUUUUGUUGCUUGUAGGUUUGUGCUCUCCUGCAUGGGGCAUCUUACAAAAUAAUAUUAGUUUUGUUGCUUCAGAUGUACCGUUUUAUUUUUGGGCAAAAUUCUAUGUGGCUCGCGGCUUUCUCUUUGGUUA
Messenger RNA from Physcomitrium patens, 1672 nucleotides. Its product is annotated as ADP/ATP translocase. Lineage: Eukaryota; Viridiplantae; Streptophyta; Bryopsida; Funariales; Funariaceae. The record is from RefSeq and is a predicted model, not a curated record. Gene Ontology annotation, biological process: mitochondrial ATP transmembrane transport; mitochondrial ADP transmembrane transport. Gene Ontology annotation, cellular component: mitochondrial inner membrane. Gene Ontology annotation, molecular function: ATP:ADP antiporter activity.